Messenger RNA from Tachysurus vachellii, 5409 nucleotides. RefSeq names its product solute carrier family 7 member 4 (gene slc7a4). Gene Ontology annotation, biological process: transmembrane transport; amino acid transport. The coding region runs from base 199 to 2166 and encodes 655 amino acids. The record is from RefSeq and is a predicted model, not a curated record. Lineage: Eukaryota; Metazoa; Chordata; Actinopteri; Siluriformes; Bagridae. Gene Ontology annotation, molecular function: amino acid transmembrane transporter activity. The transcript has 6 exons. Gene Ontology annotation, cellular component: plasma membrane.
CGAAUCGGUUCUUCCGCCAGAGAAAUAUAGAUCCUUGCGGCUCUCAUCACACGUCCGCACCGAUCAUCAACGUCCUAUUUAUCUACAGGUCUUUGGAACUUCUUCGGUUGUGGCAGAAAUGGAUUAGCUGAGAUUGGGACCACGUUUCUGUUCAAACUCUUUUUCAUCUCUUUAUUUAUUUCUGUCGCUCACUACCUCAUGAUGGCGUCGUGCUCUCCAAUUUCACGUUUUUGCCAGAAGCUGAACAGGCUGAAGACGUUAGAGGAUGACAUGAUGGCCACAUCUCUGAGCCGCUGCCUCUCUACUCUAGACCUGGCGCUGCUCGGUGUUGGUGCCAUGGUUGGUUCGGGUCUCUACGUCCUCACGGGAGCCGUUGCCAAGGACUUAGCUGGACCAGCUGUUGUGCUUUCGUUCCUGGUGGCUGGCAUAGCUUCACUCAUGGCAGCUUUGUGCUAUGCUGAAUUUGGCGCCCGUGUCCCCAAGACAGGCUCCGCCUACAUGUUCACAUAUGUUUCCGUCGGGGAGAUCUGGGCCUUUCUGAUUGGCUGGAAUGUAGUUCUUGAGUAUAUGAUUGGCGGCGCAGCGGUUGCUCGUGCAUGGAGUGGCUACCUGGACUCCAUCUUUGACCACCGCAUCCGGAAUUUCACGGAAAGUCACGUAUUGCGCUGGGACGUACCUUUCCUCGCCACAUAUCCAGACUUUCUUGCAGCAGGAAUACUGUUGAUUGCAUCUUUCUUAAUUUCAUUCGGUGUGCGUGUCUCAUCUUGGCUAAAUCACAUCUUCUCUACAGUCAGCAUGAUAGUCAUAGUCUUUAUCCUGGUCUUUGGUUUUGCUCUGGCUGAUCUGGAUAACUGGAGUGCUGAAAAAGGUGGGUUUGCCCCCUAUGGCUUCUCGGGCAUCAUGGCAGGAACAGCCACCUGCUUUUACGCAUUUGUAGGGUUUGAUGUUAUUGCUGCAUCCAGUGAAGAGGCACGUGACCCUCGGAGGGCUAUUCCCAUGGCAACAGCAAUAUCGCUAGCUCUGGCAGCUACAGCCUACAUCCUGGUCUCGAUGGUUUUGACACUGAUGGUCCCAUGGAACACGCUCGACCCAAACUCUGCGCUCUCUGAUGCGUUCUUCCGGCGUGGCUACAGCUGGGCCGGCCUUAUCGUGGCUGUGGGAUCCAUCUGCGCCAUGAACACGGUGUUGCUCAGCAACCUCUUCUCUCUGCCUCGCAUCGUGUACGCCAUGGCUGAGGACGGACUCUUCUUCUCCGUCUUCUCACGUGUUAAUCCUGUCACCAAAGUGCCCGUCAUUGCCAUCUUGGUCUUUGGCAGCCUCAUGUCUUUUCUAGCGCUCAUCUUUGACCUGGAGUCUCUUGUCCAGUUCCUCUCCAUUGGCACACUGUUAGCGUACACCUUCGUAGCUGCAAGUGUUAUCGUUUUGCGCUUUCAGCCUGAAAAACAUGUCAAGAAAGAUGCACCAGCGCCCUCACCAGGUCAACAGAGCAACUCUGUCUCGGAUCUCAAGGAGGACAGUGGUGAGCUGAAGGAGUACGAAUCAUUUUCAGACAAACUGCGUUUGGUGGAGAGGCAGAAGCUCCCAGGUGCCCUUCAAGCCCGUUGGGAGCCGUACCUGGGUACCGUAUUAGGAGACUGGGCGCCAGGCGAGGUGGUGGCAUUCAGCGUAUUGGCACUGAUGGUGAGCGCAGUGUCACUCUGUUCAGUGGUUGUUUUUGGACAGAGUUACCUGAAUCUGCCUACGUGGAGCUUCGUCCUGCUGCUUGUGAUCUUCAGCUUGGCGUUCCUCCUCAGCCUCAUCGUUAUCUCUGUCCAUGAGCAGCAAAAGAAAACCAAGAGCUUCCAGGUUCCCCUGGUGCCAUUCGUACCUGGUGUUAGCAUCCUGCUGAAUGUGUUUCUCAUGAUGAAGCUCAGUCCACUCACCUGGCUCCGGUUCACCAUCUGGGUAGCUGCAGGGCUGUUGGUGUAUUUUGGUUAUGGUAUCUGGCACAGUAAAGAAGGCCUGAAGGAGCCCCAGUGUGUUUCCGCCCGCUACGUGGUUCUCCCAAGCGGUAGUCUGGUGGAAACGGUCCAGAACGUCCAGCCUGAGGGACACACACACACUCACACACCCACCACAAACGCUCCUACGACGGUCGCCGCCGCCGACCCACAAGCCAACAGAUGAUCUGUGUAUGUGUGCGAACACGUGUUAGACAUGCUAAUUGUGUAGUGUGUGUGAGUGUGUGUAUUUUUAUGCUUCUCCUUUACUGCCACAGUCUGUUCUGCCUUUCUGAGGAUCACGUCAAGGUUCUAGACUCGGGAAUGUUGAUUAGUUUGAGGAAACACUAAGAGACGUGUGCGUGUGUGUAGUUGUGACUCUUUCGCUCUUUGUUGAAUCACUUCCUGUGUUGAUUUACUACUGAGAUGUAGGCCAAAUAUGCAGCAAAAGUCUGAAUCAUUACCAAGACUGUUUAUUUCAUCAAACUCUAAUCCAUCACCACAUGCAGUAUAUUACAUUCAUUACAUGGAUAUGAACAAGUUCAUUUAUAACUUAUUUUCUGGAACAUUUACACAAAAAUGUUUUAUUAGUUAAGAAACUGCUACCAUUUUCUAUACAGUUUACGCUGUAAAACUAAUGGCACCCUACAGAAAGAGGAGCAUUAGUGUGAGUUUGUGGUAGAUGAUUUUCUGCAUUACGAAUUCAGCUUUUGAAAUGAACAGUUCAUGGUAAUGAGAUUUUUGAUUGAUUUUUGUUUUUGUGGCUUUUCCCGUCUGUCAUGUUAUUAGCCUGGAUUGUUAGCUGUGAUGUGAUGGAGAAGGCGAAAGCUUGCGGUUUGGGAACUUUAAAGUCCUGCACGUGAUUACGGCUUGAAGAGACGUUCGUGUGCGACGUUUAAAAUGGUAAACAAACAUGAAUGCAGCCUUAGUUCAAUUCUUGUUCUCUCAGAGGUGUUAAUUUACAGGUGUUAAUGAAGUGUUUCAGUUUUGGAGUGAGUUUGGAGUGAGCGGACCAGACGAAUGUGUGUACUGAAUUAAGAGUAACGUAGAGAUGAUUUUUUUGACACAGUGUGUGUUUAUUGCUGAGGGGUUGGAGGUUUGUUGAGCUGACAUAAGCAAGGACAAUCAUUGAUGCUGACACACACACACACACUUUCUUUAUGCUACAAUCAGAAGUCUUCACACACUGUCAUCGAUUAGGAUAUAUUUAAUUUAUCUUUCUCUAUAAUAUUUAUAUGUAUUUAUUUAAAUGUUUUAAUGAGUUUUAUGUUACAACGGAAUGUACAUUCUUUUGAACGGCAGUUUAAGUGUCAGGACCAAAAUUUUACAUGCAGCAGUGUUGCACUGGGCUAUGCUCAUUCAUACAGCUACACACUCUCUCUCUCACACACACACACACACACACACACACACACACACACACACACUCUUACUCUUAAGGCCUGCCAGUUCCCACUGAGGGAUUAAAAGCAAGUUCUUCUUUAUACAUGUCAUGUGAUAAGCACAAAUUUUGCAUGACCUUUUUUCUCUCUUUGUCUCUCUCACGCAUACUAUUUGUACUAUUCGUGUGUGUGUGCGUAUGAGAGAGCGAGCGAGCACAGGGCAAGGCCUUGAGAUAUAAUUUAUUCAUGCAUUCAGGUCAUGUGGAUUACAAUGAAAUUAAGGAAAGGGGUUAAAAUCGGAUUAAGUCUAGUUUUAAAGUUACAUAUUUUGAUUAUUUUGAUUUAAAUUAUAUGGAUAAUUAUUCGAUAAAACUUAGAAUGUGGAAGUUUGUCAAGAUGGAUGAAUUAAACUCUAAAAUUACAACUAAUAUGUUGUAAUAUUUUUAGUAAUCUAUUUGAGCUCAAAUUUUUAUGUAUUUAAAAAAUGAUCCACAUUAUUAAAGUGAUGUCAGUGGCAGCCGAUCGGAUUUCACUGCUACAAAUAUACUUUUUGUUUAUAGAACUAACAAUUGUUAAUUAUUGGCCUGUAUAAUAAUGGAGAUGUUUACAUCUCACUGAAUGUGAUUAUGACUAUAAUAUUGUAACUGUACAACAACAACAACGUCUGCUGAACAUAUUUAUACACUUCUAAUGUUGCACUGCUGCAUAUAAACACUUAGUACAUUAGUACAUUAAAGUCUGAGGCCACAGCUAAGAACUUAUUAUUAAUUUAUAUGUUAUAGUUACACACUCUGAUGCUCGGCCCCUACGGUAUGAGAUUUGGACACAUCAGUGAGUCUGUAGUCCAUCGUACAAGAUCUCACAGCACUCCUGUAAUAUCAGGAAGCUUUGAGUUUUGUUUAUUUCUGUUUUGUUUGCUACUGUAUCUCCUCUUAUCUACUGUAGCUCCUCUAAUCUCCUCUUAUCUACUGUAUCUCCUCUAAUCUCCUCUUAUCUACUGUAUCUCCUCUAAUCUCCUCUUAUCUACUGUAGCUCCUCUAAUCUCCUCUUAUCUACUGUAUCUCCUCUAAUCUCCUCUUAUCUACUGUAGCUCCUCUUAUCCACUGUAGCUCCUCUAAUCUGUUGAUUAAAUGAUGGUACUCUGUGUUAUGUUAUAAAAUUAGAAGGAUAGAUCUUCUAUCUCUCCUGACACUCCCGUGUUAGAAAGGCACAAAUGUUUGCUAUUUAAUGUUAUAACAUUGCCGUCAUGUUAAAGAAUUGGUGCAGCAAGAAAUAACUUUUGCACAGUUUUCUGUCCAUACUUUAGUCUGUGUCAAAGUCAGAGACAUGUUUGGUGUCCUGAAUUUACUUCUUUAGCUUUGUACGGAAAUGAGAAGUGUGAAGUAGCUAAAAAUAACAGGUCUAUCUCAUCUGUACGGUUUUCCAUAAAUCGAAUGUAAAGCUCUGGGAGGUGGAGCCUUUAUGGGUGGGGCAUUUGUGGGCGUGGCCUUUAUGGGCAGGGCCUAGUUGAUUUUGGAUAUACAAAAUGGCCACCAUUUGUAUUCCAGGCUAAAACAACCAGACUUCUUCCAAAACCAUCAGCAUUUGUGAAUAAUUUUGAAUGAGAUAACUUGUUAAACUACGGUAGCUACGGUGCUACAAAAUAAACUAAAAGUUUAUUAUACACCAAACAUGUCUUGGUUGACUGACUAUAACUGGGAUAAGUGGAACAUUUUAUGUUUUAUUUAUUUGAUUUUAUGUUUAAUUAAUUUAACCAUCUCAGAUGGUGGCUGAAGGUUAUAGACGAGCUGUCUGUGUUUAGUUUGUUUAUCUGCUGUAAAGAACAUCAUGUCUGCUGCUAAUCAUUCCCAAGUCCAUGCUGAAUUCCAUUUGGUAAAAGACUCAACACUGAAGACGCUGCGUCUCAGAUGUAAAGUCCACGGCAGAUGUAAAUAACUGUAUCUGUGUAUGUAACUAUGCCACAACGAUGUAACCGAUGGCCUUAACGAUGCUGUUUAUACUCGAACCAUUCCCAAAGCUGAAAUGAUGUAUAAAACAUUUUUAAAGUC